AUGUCUCAGUCAGAAAUUCAAAUUGUCGGCUACAUUGGUCUCGGCCUCGCCGGUGGCCCAUUGGCACAGAAUGUGGCCCAGAAGGGUUACAAGACUAUCGUUCGUGACGCCAACAAAGAGCGCCAGGAGCAAUUUGUCAAGGAUAACGCUAGUCUUCCUGUAGUAUCUGCCGGUGAUGGGCCAGACGCAUUCAAGGACGCAGAUAUCAUCAUCACGAUGGUGCCAAACGGCCAUAUCGUCCGCGAUAUCUUGCUGGGUGAUAAGGGCAUCGCUCCCCACCUGAAGCCAGGUGCUAUUGUUGUCGACACUUCGUCGUCAGAUCCGUUUGGCACGAAGCAGUUGGGCAAAGAUCUUGAGCAGUACAAAGUCCGACUGAUCGACUCCCCAGUGACACAAGUGCGCAUGCACGGAAUCAACGAUGGUGAAGCCACUUUCAUGAUUGGUGGUGCUCAAGAGGAUAUCGACCGCGUGCUACCUGUCUUGAAGACCAUGUCUCGUUGGCGCUUCGUCAUGGGACCUCUGGGAAGUGGCCAUGUCAUGAAGACGUUCAAUAACUAUAUCACCGCUGCUGGCAUUGCCGCGUUGAACGAUGCCUUCAUUGUGGGACGGAAGAUGGGACUUGACCCCGUUCAAAUCACUGACGUCCUUAACGUGGGAACUGGGCGUAACUAUGGUACCGCCCACUCUAUUCGAGCAGAAGGUCUCACUAGAACCUACGCGAGUGGUUACGGCCUUGGCCUGCUCGUCAAAGAUCUGGGCAUCAAUCUGGAUCUCUGUACUUCUAUGGGCAUCGACACUACUCUGGCCAAGCAUAUGCAUGGUCUGUUUAAGGAGGCCUGGGAUGAACCCAACGUUGAAAAGAGUGCCGACUACACCGAGUGUCUCAAGCUUUGGGAGCGCAAGGCUGGCUUGGAGCUUCCCACAGCCCCGACGAGUGUGAAGGAGGAAGAAGAGCCCAGAACGUUCCAGUCUCCUAUUUAA
Clonostachys byssicola is the source of this 981-nucleotide messenger RNA. NCBI's taxonomy places the organism in Eukaryota, Fungi, Ascomycota, Sordariomycetes, Hypocreales, Bionectriaceae. The record is from the annotation of a GenBank genome assembly.